Molecule: messenger RNA, 960 nt
Organism: Pieris macdunnoughi
Lineage: Eukaryota; Metazoa; Arthropoda; Insecta; Lepidoptera; Pieridae
Source: the annotation of a GenBank genome assembly
AUGUUGUUGAUUUUGUGUUUUAUUUUGUGUGCGCAUGGCGCAGUGGUACCCACAUAUAAAAUGAAUGAUGGUUUUAGAAUGCCAGCUAUAGCCCUGGGUACAUGGCUUGGAAAUAAUACCAAGCCUUCUACCGACAACGUGGAGAAGGCAGUGACUUGGGCGAUAGAGGCGGGCUACACACAUGUAGACACGGCGUGGAUUUACAAAGUAGAACAGCAGGUUGGGCGAGCCCUGAAGAAAUUUAAACGGGAAGAUGUUUUUAUUACAACGAAGUUAUGGAACGACAAGCACGCCCGAUCAUCAGUCAUACCAGCGUUAAGACAAUCAUUAGAGAACCUACAAACUACUUACGUGGAUCUAUAUUUGAUACAUUGGCCUGUGGGACAAUUCCAAAACGGAUCCUAUGACUCGACUGAUUAUUUGGAAACAUGGCGUGGUCUUAUAGAUGCGAAGAACGCAGGUCUCACGAGAUCUAUCGGGGUUUCCAACUUCAACCAGCAGAUGAUUGAUAGGAUCCUGGAGAAUGGACUCGAGAAGCCAGUAGCUUUACAAGUUGAGUUGAAUCUCAACCUCCAACAACCAGCUCUUCUAAAUUAUUGCAAGCAAAAGAACAUAACAGUUAUGGCAUAUACUCCCUUCGGCUCCAUUUUUCCCUCGAAGGCGAAAGAAACCUCUCCUCCACCACGGGUAGAUGAUCCCGCGAUGGUUGCCAUGGCGACGAGAUAUAACAAGACUGUGCCGCAAGUUGUGUUGAGAUAUUUGGUGGAGUUAGGCGUGGUCCCGCUCCCGAAAUCCCUAACAAAGUCUCGCAUCGCACAGAACGUUGACAUAUUUGACUUUUCACUCUCCGAAGAGGAUAAACAGUUACUUAAAAGCUAUGACAAAAACUACAGAACAAUACCUCAAUAUAAAUGGCUGGACCACCCAUUUUAUCCCUUCGAGAGGACAGAAACAAAAUAG